This is a messenger RNA of Dendrobium catenatum, 863 nucleotides long. Its product is annotated as DNA-binding protein DDB_G0278111. Gene Ontology annotation, molecular function: DNA binding. The record is from RefSeq and is a predicted model, not a curated record. Lineage: Eukaryota; Viridiplantae; Streptophyta; Magnoliopsida; Asparagales; Orchidaceae. The transcript is spliced from 7 exons. The coding region runs from base 2 to 541 and encodes 179 amino acids. Gene Ontology annotation, cellular component: cytosol; nucleus.
UAUGAAACGGCCCUCUAAGAUUGAAAAAGCCCAUCUAUAUUUGGUAACAUCUCUUCUUCGGGGUAGUAAAAUAGAAAUCAGCAGAGCGGCCAAGGGGAAGAAAGCCAAGGAACCCUAUACCCAUCUUGCAGAUCGAUUAUCCAGUCAUCGUCUAAUGGAUGACCCGGAGCUUGAAGCCAUCCGACAAAGAAGGAUGCAAGAAAUGAUCGCUCAACAAGGCAUUAGGAAUCAGCAAAAUGAAGGGCAACAAAACGCACAAGAAGAUGCCAAGAGGGAAGCCGAGGAACGAAGACAACUUAUGCUUAGCCAAAUAUUGUCAGUUCAGGCAAGAGAAAGACUUGCCAGAAUAGCAUUAGUGAAACCUGACAAGGCGAGGGGUGUGGAAGACGUUAUCCUUAGAGCAGCUCAAACGGGUCAGAUUAGUGAAAAGGUCUCGGAGGAAAGGUUGAUCUCAAUUCUUGAGCAGAUUAAUACCCAAACCACCAAACAGACCAAAAUCACUAUUCAACGACGCCGCAGUGUCCUUGAAGAUGAUGAUUAAGGUUUUGUUUGGGACGGGCUUUUUGUCACUUUUUAAACUAGCUUUUUAGUAUAAAAAAUUUAAUUUUUUUAUUAAAAAGCUGCUUUAAGAAGCGGCAAAAAAAACCGUGCCCAAUGAAGCCUAAGAAGAAUCAGGCUACUGAUGAGCCUUCUGGGUUAGCUAUUGCUUGCAUUUUAUCCCUUUUGUCGUGUAAAGUAAAUGAGUUCUCAUUCACUAUGUUGGUUAACUUUAUAAACAUGUGUAUUGUACUAUUGUCCUUGGUUUGGAUUUUAGAUUGUAGAUUAUGGUUAUGAUUUUAUGAUGUUGCAAAACUUUUCUUCUG